This is a messenger RNA of Aureobasidium pullulans EXF-150, 1556 nucleotides long. RefSeq names its product permease of the major facilitator superfamily. Lineage: Eukaryota; Fungi; Ascomycota; Dothideomycetes; Dothideales; Saccotheciaceae. The transcript is spliced from 3 exons. The record is from RefSeq and is a predicted model, not a curated record. Bases 1 to 1518 code for a protein of 505 amino acids. Gene Ontology annotation, cellular component: membrane. Gene Ontology annotation, biological process: transmembrane transport. Gene Ontology annotation, molecular function: transmembrane transporter activity.
AUGGCGGUACAUUCCGAUAUUCUGGACGAGAAAGCUUACAGCAAGCAUGAGGAGUUUGCAGAUGGCAUGCCUCAUGAGGCGAAUGUGCUGACUCCUGAGGAGUUGGUGACCGAGAAGAAGUUGCGUCGAAAGAUCGAUCUUUUGAUCAUGCCUCUGGUUGUUCUGGUGUAUCUCAUGAACUACAUUGAUCGUAACAACUAUGCUGCUGCUCGUCUACAAGGGCUAGAAGAGGACCUAGGCCUUAUCGGCGACCAAUACCAGAUCGGACUCUCACUGUUCUUUGUUUCUUACAUCGUCGCCCAGCUUCCGAGCAACCUCGCCCUCAAUUAUUUUGGUCGUCCGUCGUGGUAUCUAGGCUUCUUCAUCAUGGCUUGGGGGCUUGUAUCGGCCGUUACCAGUCAAGUCCACAACUUCGCUGGUAUCCUUGUCUGUAGAGUCAUUCUUGGCUUUACAGAGGCUCCGUUCUUUCCCGGUAUUCUGUUCUAUCUUUCAAAGUGGUAUACAAAGAAGGAAUUGAACCUGAGGAUGUCGUUGUUCUAUGCUGGAUCCUUACUCAGUGGUGCUUUCGGCAGCUUGAUCGCUGCUGGUAUCUUGAGAGGACUUGACGGCCACCAUGGGUUGGGUGCUUGGCAGUGGCUCUACAUCAUCGAAGGUGUUAUCACCAUCGGUGUUGGCAUGAUCGUCGUUGUUGUGCUUCCCGACUUUCCUGAAACCUGGAAAGCUUUGUCUCCCGAGAUGAGGCACGUCGCUACUAAACGUCUCGCGCUUGAUGCUGCGGAAGCCGACAAGGAUGAGGAGGGCGCUAUGUCGCAGUUGAAGGGAUUGAAGCUGGCCGUCACUGAUCCCAAGACAUACCUGCUUGCUUUGAUGUACUUCUGCAUCACUGGUGCGGCCGGUUUCCAGAACUUCUUCCCUUCGCUCACAGCCACAUUGGGAUACAACCAUUUCAUCUCGUUGCUUUUGGUCGCACCACCAUACAUAUUCAUGGUGUUCUGGUCGCUUUUCCAUUCCUGGAUGUCGGACAAAAUAUCGAACCGUUUCUGGUUCUUCAUAUACCCGAUCCCGCUGGCGAUCACUGGCAUGAUUAUUUUCAUGACCACUAACAGCUUCGGUCCUCGCUACUUCUCUUUCUUCCUGAUGAUGUUCGUUUUCACCAUCAACGGAACCCAAUUUGCUUGGAUCUCGAGCUCAAUUCCUAGGCCUCCUGCUAAGCGCGCCGCUGCUCUAGCAAUCAUGAACGCGCUCGGAAACUCAACUUCCAUCUGGACAUCAUUCACCUACCGUCCUGGUGACAAGCCUCAUUACCGUCCCGGUCUUGGCAUUGCGGCUGGCUUGUUGGUCGGCGCCUUUGUGCUCGCCAACAUCCUGCGUUGGUACCUGCAGAGACAGAACAAGGCUCUAGAAGAGUUGGAAAAUGAGUAUUCAACUAUGUCCCCGGAGCGUCUCGCAACGUUGAUGAAGAGAGCUGAGGUUGAGGACGUGUCCAGAAUGCAGAAAGGUUUCCGCUACCUGGUGUGAAGAGGCGGAUUGUUUGAUGACCAUAAUGAACUUUCACA